Messenger RNA from Cooperia oncophora, 435 nucleotides. The record is from the annotation of a GenBank genome assembly. NCBI's taxonomy places the organism in Eukaryota, Metazoa, Nematoda, Chromadorea, Rhabditida, Trichostrongylidae.
AUGACACCCGGAAGAGAAAAUGUAGCGCCAUUAAAGUUCAGUUAUGAUGAUGAAAUUUCUGAACUUCCCGAUGAUCACGAGUGCAUUCGACAUACGAAGAUCUUCACGAACAUUAUUCACUUGGCUGCGAAGAAUGUCGAUGAACUCGAACCACAAGUAGCCCCUGCAAUCUUCAAAUACGGCGAACGUCACUACAACACAAAAGCGAGUGACCGUAUGACCGAAGAGAAUGUCCGGAUGGUGUGCGCUCAAGUAGUGUGCACGGUAUGCGAUCUGCUCGGUGACGAUGCUCAUCCGAAAAUUGUCGAGGCAUGGAUUGAAAUGAUGAGGUACCUCGGCCGCAAGCUACUUGACGGACACGAAUACGCUAAACUCACCGCCAAGCACCGAAUCAGCAUUAAUCGUAACGAUCAUCAUCUUUUCUUGAUGUUAUGA